Adelges cooleyi (spruce gall adelgid) is the source of this 2517-nucleotide messenger RNA. RefSeq names its product bromodomain-containing protein 4-like. NCBI's taxonomy places the organism in Eukaryota, Metazoa, Arthropoda, Insecta, Hemiptera, Adelgidae. The coding region runs from base 227 to 2329 and encodes 700 amino acids. The record is from RefSeq and is a predicted model, not a curated record. The transcript has 3 exons.
CCAUCGCGAUUUUCCGACACGAACCCGCUCGCCAAUCCGCACCAACACGACCGUUUCGAUUUAGUUUCGUUUUCAUACCGACUCACUGUUGAGGUACCAUGACAUAGUGUUUGUGCGCGGACAUAGUUCAUAUUAUUACAAUACAUAUAUUGUGCUUUUAACCAUUUUUCGGUUGACGCUUAGUCGAAGAAUACACACACCACCGUACAACUACGACGACGGCGCAAUGGCCAAAUUCUACUGCUUGAUUAUUUUGUGCUUUGCCGUCCAACUGGCGUUGGCCGAAGACCGGAUAUCCGUAGACACGGUCGGCACGGUCGGUACGAUAACCGCCACCGCGGGCUACUCGAUAGCCGACAGCCUCCACUCGGCGACCUCUUCCGGAUUGACGUCGGAGUUGGACUUUCCGGGCGGACACCUCACCUCCACCAGCAAAGAGGCGUCCACUUCCGGCGAGGCUUACACGGUCGGCGGUUCUGACCAGCGGAACUCGCAGAGCUUAGCGUUGCGGUCCAGACAAGCUCGGGGCAAGCCGCAAACCCAGUGGCGGCCGCCAAACAGUGGCAGCGAAGAGGACAAGGACCAAGGAGGCGCCAGCAGCUAUCCGCUGAACGAACAGCUGUACAGCGUGAAACCGCAAACGUUCGACCCUCCGCCGCCUUCGCAACUAUCCAACGGCAAACCGGUCGACGACAGCGAGGAAAAAUCGUCGGUGCCGGCCGUUACAUACGGCAAGAAAAUGCACAAGGACAACGAGCACGACGACAGGCCAACGUUCGGCAGCAGCGACUGGUCCGAGGAGGUGCGCAUGAAGUUCGACGCCGACAAGCCGACGAGGUCGCGCAAAAAGAACAGAUACCAGCAGGAUAGCAGCCAGGAAAAGAGGAAACCGCUGCCCAAGAAGCUGGCCGGCGACAGCGGAAGCGGCAGUACCGACGGCGGCGGCAGUGGCGGCAGUAGCAGCGGCAGCAGCAGUGACCACAAGGACGGCUGGCAGGAAGUAAGUCCCAACUUGGAGAUCGCCACGGGAUACGUCACCACAGUACAGGAUCAUGAUUCCUCACAGGAGUCCACCAGUAGUUCAGAGUCUUACAAAACCCAUACGACACCGUAUGAGCAUCAUCACACGGAAAGCAUUUCCAGCAUAGAACACACGGCCCCGGCGGAACCGCAGAACUUCAACCACAAACAAGUGUUGUCGAAAAUGAACCACUUCGAUUUCAGCAACGCCGUGUCGCAAGUGAGCAAGACGCCCCGGGAAAAACGGCUCAACUAUCAACCGAGCUCGCCGCCGCCGCCACCGUCCAGGUACCCCUACAGCGGACACCAGUCGCCGCUGCAGUCCAUCGUGCCGUCGUCCGUGUCGCCCAUCAAGUCCGUGAAAAUCGAACAGCCCAACUACCACAGUAUCGUCGUGCCUAUACCGUUCACGCACCAGAUGUACGCGGCCAUGACGGACGCCGGCGCGUUCGGCCACCAUCAAUACCCACAGCUGCAGUCCACGUCGUCAAGCACGGUACACCAGGCGAUGAUGUCGCUGCCGGUCGUGCACAACGUGUUCUUCAAGACGGACGAGAAUGGCGCCGGCAAGACGAUGCCGGCCAUCGUCAUCCCGCUCAAACCGGAAUACUUGCAGCACCUGCAGCAGCAACAGCAGUACUCGUCGCUGGAGUCAGACUCGCCAAGCCUGCGUCCAUCGACCAGCGGCAAGUUGCCGUUCCAGGGACAACAACAACAACACCUGCAGUCGUCCGCUUACAGCGGUCAGCAACAGCAACAGUCGUCCGGCAACAAACAAAAACAGUCGAAACCCAAGAAACCCGUGUUCGUCAAGCCCGAAGAAGGCCGUGUCAAGCAACCGUUCAGUCUACAACAGCAUUCCUACUAUAAUCCGUACGCGGCUGCGGCAGCGGCCGCUGCGGCUGCCGGCCACCAUCAGCACCCGCACCACCAGCAACAGCAAUCACAACAGCAGCAGUACCACGAGUCGGCCGACGACAACCGGUACGCGCAAUCGUCGGGCGCGCCCAUCCAGUCCACCGUCCAUCCGUACGCUCAUUCGGUGAUCGUCAAGCGGCCGCAGGCUUACGGCUACGUGUCGCCUGCCGUCAACAAAUUCAGAGGACCGUCGGCCGACGACACGGUACAACUGCAACUGCAGGCACAACUGCAACAACCGCAAAUGCCUCAAAUGCCAUUUAAGGCCGCGUACCACGGUAACUACGCGUACCUGACCGGCGGCCCGGAAGAGGAUUACCCGUACCGGCCCAUCUAUAAAGACGUGAAGAAGCGCAACGACGUGAUGGUCGUCAGAUCGGCGGCCGCUUAGAAACAUUUGAGAGACCCAAAAGGCUUACACUAAUUAACUGUAUACGAGUAACUUUUGUUUUUGUUUCUUUGUGUAUUAUUUUAUUUUAUACAAAUAUUUUAGUACGUUAAAUUAACUAAUUUAUAAGUAAGUAUAAACUUAUAUAUACAUAUAUAUAUAUAUAUAUAUUAAACUUGGCCAUCGCAAAA